Messenger RNA from Podarcis raffonei (Aeolian wall lizard), 1432 nucleotides. RefSeq names its product zinc finger protein 79-like. The coding region runs from base 1 to 1143 and encodes 380 amino acids. Gene Ontology annotation, biological process: regulation of transcription by RNA polymerase II. The record is from RefSeq and is a predicted model, not a curated record. Gene Ontology annotation, molecular function: RNA polymerase II cis-regulatory region sequence-specific DNA binding; DNA-binding transcription factor activity. The transcript has 3 exons. NCBI's taxonomy places the organism in Eukaryota, Metazoa, Chordata, Lepidosauria, Squamata, Lacertidae.
AUGGAGGCAAGCUACGUGAAAGACAGUCGGCUAGCAGAACGCGUUGAGUUUGAGAACGCUGAGCUCACUUCCGGGCCGGACAUUGCUUUUGCUACCAAUCUGCUCAGUAGGGAAGCAUCAAAGCCCAGUGUAAAUGCCUGGCAUGGUAUCAAGCGGGUGCUGCGUUACCUGCAGGAUACCAAGGACUUCAGUCUCAAGCUGUCAGCUGCAGAUUGUGAUGAAUUGCAGAUCGAGAACAAGGCUGAACAAGACAAAAUCCCCAGAGAGGAGAAGCCAUGCAAAAAUUUGGAGUAUGGGGAGAGCUGCAGUCAGUGUGGGGAGAGCUCCAGUCUCACUUCCCAUCAGAGAAUUCAUACCGGGGAGAAACCCUAUCAGUGUGGGGAAUGUGGAAAGAGCUUCACUGAUAGCUCCUCUCUCACUUCCCAUCAGAGAAUUCAUACAGGGGAGAAACCCUAUCAGUGUGGGGAAUGUGGAAAGAGCUUCAGUCAGAGCUCCAGUCUCACUUCCCAUCAGAGAAUUCAUACAGGGGAGAAACCCUAUCAGUGUGGGGAAUGUGGAAAGAGCUUCAGGAAGAGCUCCCAUCUCACUUACCACCAGAGAAUUCAUACAGGAGAGAAACCCUAUCAGUGUGUGGAAUGUGGAAAGAGAUUCAGGAAGAGCUCCCAUCUCACUUACCACCAGAGAAUUCAUACAGGAGAGAAACCCUAUCAGUGCGUGGAAUGUGGAAAGCGUUUCAGUCACUGUUCCAAUCUCACUUCCCAUCAAAGAAUUCAUACAGGGGAGAAACCCUAUCAGUGUGUGGAAUGUGGAAAGAGCUUCAGGGAGAGCUCUGGUCUCACUAAGCAUCAGAGAAUUCAUACAGGAGAGAAAUCCUAUCAGUGUGGGGAAUGUGGAAAGAGCUUCAGCAGAAGCUCCUAUCUCACUUCCCAUCAGAGAAUUCAUGCAGGGGAGAAACCCUAUCAGUGUGGGGAAUGUGGAAAGAGCUUCAGUCACAGCUCUGAUGUCACUAAGCAUCAGAGAAUUCAUACAGGGGAGAAACCCUAUCAGUGUGGGGAAUGUGGAAAGAGCUUCAGUCAGAGCUCCCAUCUCACUUCUCAUCAAAGAAUUCAUACAGGGGAGAAACCCUUCAUUAUAUUGCUUUAGGAGCCAGGCUAAUACGCACCUUUUUAACCAGGCCUUUGGCUGAUUGACAUCUAAGGCCCUUUUAAAAUGUGGUGGGGAGUUGAGUUACCGAUGUGUAUUUUGUGUUUUUAUGUUGUGUUUUUAUGUUGUAACUGUCCUGAGACAUGUGGGAACAGGAGUCAACAACUAGAGGCCAAGGGGUUUUUGCCCCCCAAUAGUAUAUUUGAGGGGGCCACCACCCCAGUUGAUAGGCAUUGCCAUUCCAAUGGCCUGCAUGCGUCAUGUGAUUGAUUGUGCAAGGAGGGCCUUA